Molecule: messenger RNA, 2751 nt
Organism: Durusdinium trenchii
Lineage: Eukaryota; Dinophyceae; Suessiales; Symbiodiniaceae
Source: the annotation of a GenBank genome assembly
AUGCUUUGGGGUACGGUGGAUGGCAAAGAUGUGCACUUAGUCACUCUGAAGACAGAAAAGUUGGAGGUAGAUGUUUGCAGCCUUGGAGCCGCUUUGGUGGCGGUGCGCGUGAAGGUUCGUGGAGAGUCGAUUGAUGUGGUGCUUGGCUACGAGACGUUGGAGAGAUACACCAACGGAGGAAAGCCUAAUUUUGGCACAGUCGUUGGGCGGUGUGCUAAUCGAAUUGCUCACGCAGCUUUUGAGCUUGAUAGCCAAGAAUACAAGCUCGAUGCAAACAAUGGGAGUCACCACCUGCAUGGAGGCACAAAGGGCUUUUUCUCACAAGUCUUUGAAGUGGUGGAGGUUUCCGAGGAGCAGGUCACUUUGACUCUCACAGAGCAAGAUGGAGCUAUGGGAUACCCUGGCCAGGUGGAUGUGAGUGUCACAUAUUCAUUGAAUGAUGGAGAGCUGCACUUUCGAUAUGCUGCGGUUACGGAUAAAGCUACUUUGGUCAGCAUGACAAAUCACGCGUACUGGAACCUCAAGGGUCAUCAGGCUGGCAAUGUCCUGGAUCAUACUCUGAUGGUUGCAGCCUCACGGACGACUGCCACUGACGAGACUCUCGCCAUUACAGGUGAACUUCCUGAGGUUGCUGGAGGUUUUGACUUGCGACACCCUCGCUUGCUGCAACAAGCUGUAGAGGAAGCAGGUCCGAUUGACCGCAACUACUGCUUGGAUCGUCCAUCCGGCACACCGGGUCGGGAGAUUCUUGCGGCACGCCUGGUUGGUCCCAACAAGGUCACAAUGGAGAUUUGGACUGAUCAACCUGGGCUGCAGGUGUUCACAGGCUCCAAUAUUGCUGCAACAGGCCCGGGCACAUGGUGGCACGGCAAGGGCUGCGAGUGGCAGCAGUUCGGUGCCAUUUGUUUGGAACCGCAGCUUUGGCCGGAUGCGGUUUGCUCCUCAGUUCGCUGCAAAUUUGCAGGUCUAUAUGACGAUUUUGUCAUGCUUCUGGAUUUCAACAGUCUGUACCCUUCAAUCAUCCAGGAGCAUAACAUUUGCUUCACCACAGUCGACAGACCGGAUGAGAACGAAGUCGCCAAGUUGGCCACAGAGGCGCAACUCUUGGCAAAGACACAUGCAGAUGGAAUGGCCGACGAAGGCAUCCUUCCGCAGGUUCUACGUCGUUUGGUAGACAGCCGACGCCAAGUGAAAGCUGCUAUGAAAGCUGAAAAGAACCCAAAGCUUCUACAGGUUCUUGAGAUCAGGCAGAAGGCCCUCAAGCUCACUGCCAAUUCUAUGUAUGGUUGUUUGGGCUUUCAACACAGCCGUUUCCACGCAAGGCCAUUGGCCGCCCUGAUUACAGCGAUGGGUCGAGAAGCCCUGCAAUCGACCAUUUCUGUUGUGAACCAAGAAUUGCAGCUCGAUGUGGUCUAUGGAGACACCGAUUCCGUUUUUGUCAACACAAAGACUUCCAAUUUCCAGCAGGCCAUGCAGAUUGGCGAGCAGAUCAAACGCUCAGUGAACAAGAGGUACAAAAAACUUGAGAUUGAGAUAGAUGGAGUAUUUGUUCGCUUGAUGCUGCUGAAGAAAAAAAAGUAUGCUGCGAUGAAGGUUUUGAACUGGGAAGAGCAGAUCUUUGAAAAAGAGUUCAAAGGCCUCGACAUUGUCAGACGCGACUGGUGUGGGCUAGCAAAGGAAAUGGGUGAGGCGAUCUUGAUGAGAAUCCUGGAUACAAAGUCAAACCAAGAAGAGUCUCUUCACUGGGUACAUCAGUAUUUGGCUGACAAGUCCAAGGAAAUGGAUGAUGGCAAGGUGUCGCUGGACAAGUUCAUCAUCACAAAGGGCCUCACAAAAGAUCCAAAGGACUACCCGGAUGCCAAAACCCAGCCCCAUGUGCAGGUAGCACUGAGAUUGAUUUCUCGUGGGAAGCAUGUUCGCCCAGGGCAAGAGAUCGGAUAUGUUAUUUGCAAUCCAACAGGGGAUGGUACCGCCAAAGAUCUCCUUGCUGAACGUGCACGCCAUCCACAUGACGUGCAGACGGACCAAAGCCUGAGCCUGGAUAUUGCAUGGUACAAGAAGCAGCAGGUACAUCCCCUCGUUUCUCGAAUACUUGCAGUUGUGGAAGGCACAAGCUCUGCAAGACUCGCUGAAUGCUUAGGCAUUGAUUCUACGCGAUUCUGUCAGGUUGUCCGCGCGGAAGAAAACGGAGAUGUUAUGGAAUCCUGCAUGCCGUCAAUGGCUACCGACUUGAAUGCCAUUUUUGACCGCAAGCUCCGGUUCAAUGGCUUCCCUUCGGUGCUCCAGGGAGUUAAAUGCAAAUCGUGUAGUGUGACAACAAAGUGGGAGCAGUUCUUGCUUGGCGAGUCGAGCUCAAAGGCCCAGCAGGCUUUUCGCUGCGCUGCCUGCCAGACGCCGGUGGAUGCCAAGGUUGUUCGGAACCUUUGGUUCAUGCAACUGAGGCGGCUUGUCAAGGAGCAUGGCGAAGGUUGGGUGCAGCCAGAAGAGAGCUCUUGCAUAGAGAAGACUCGCCGACUGAACAAGGGGCAAAAUCUGGUCAGCGAGAAGACUGUCUAUGCUGAGCUUGAGUUUGCAACCCACCUUUGUGAAUGCGCGAGGGAAAGGGCGGAGGAGAACGACUCUGUCAACGAGACGAUCCAGAAAAUGAACAAAGACGCUAGUUGUUGGCUUGGCUUCAACAGUUGGAAUUGGUUGGACCUGAAGCACAUCUUUGGCUCUUUCAAUACAACUCAGGCUGUGCAGGCUUCAUGA